UUUUUAUUUUGUUUUAAAUUUGCAAUUAAUCCAAACCGGCUUUGGCCAAAUCUUCAUGCACCUAAAUCGAGUCUCUGGGCUACGAAGCGGUAACUCCUCCGGGGCAGCCAACUCCGUCACUUUCCGGGCUCGGUUCAGGCAGGCCCUGGCUGCUUGGGACCCAAGCAACACCUCCGCCUCGCGGUCUGUGCCCUCGGACCCUUGCCCUACGCCCGGGAGCCCGAGACCACCACGCUCCAGCCUGGAGGGCGUGCCCGGGCUCGGCCGCCUACUCCGCGCCUGUGCCCGAGGCGGUGCAGUUGGACUGAGCCACCGAUCGGAGCCGGGAGCCGAGAUGGAGCCUUCCGUUGCCAUGGAGUUGCCCGCGCCAAACCAGAGCGGCAACAACCGCCGCUGAGUCACCACAGCCUGGGGACUGCUGCAGCAACCACUGAGGAGCCAUUGUCCAGGGACCCCCGCCGCUCAGGGCCGGCUGCCGAGGGACCGAGACUCAGGAGCCCGCGCCACUCCGACCCAGGCCCGCGGAGAGCUAAUUUCUGUCUCCCAAUAUGGAAGAAGAUGUUAGCCUAUUCCCCAGGGAGGAGCUUCUGGAAAACAUCUCCCUUUUGGAAUAUGAAGGAGAUAAAUUAGAGGAACCAGAGUUCGAGGUUGAAUCUCCUCCUCAGGAAGCAGAGAAGGACGCUGUCCCCGGCUACCACUGUUCAGUGAAAGAAGAUGACGCUGAUAAAACGAAGAAAAAAACAUCUGUCGAAGACAGAAUUCAAGCGUUUCACCUACAAAAGGACUUGAACUACCAAGAUAAAAUGCACAAAGAGAAAGAUCUCUUCAUUCAGAAAACAAGCAGGGAACUGCGUGCUUGUCAGCAGAGGAUGGACAGCCUCCGCAGACAGCAGGCCACCGUGGCAGGCGAGAUCACUCUGCAGAGGGAGGCCAGCAACACAGCAGCCAUGGGCCGUCUCCAGGCAGUGUCCAGACGCCUGUGCACAGAACUGGAGGACGAGAGAGGCCUGCAGUCAAGACUCACAGCCGCGCUGAAGGAGAGCGGGAAUGCCAUGUGGCACGUAGAGAUGGAGGAGGAGCAGUGUAAGGACUUCCAGAAGUCCAAGCAAGAGGAGGCGGAGGAGGCAAGGAGGUGUUUCCAGGCCCAUGCAGACCAGCAGCUCCGGAGGGAAAAGGAGGCCCUGGGAAAGGCAGAGAGGAACCGGCUGCUGAGGAUCCGGAAGUCCUUUCACAUCCAGAAGGAGUAUGGACUCAGACACCAGAAGCUGGUGGAAGACAUCCAGAAGAAUCACAGGAUCGCAGUGAAGUUUCUGAAGGCCUCCCUGGGACGAAUUCGAGAGCAAGAGAGGAAGGAGGAGAUGGAGUCUCGUCAGUACAUGCAGAGGCGCAUGGAUGCAGUGCUGGCGCUCAAGAAUAACAUCACCGCAAACCGGGAAACACUGCGGAAAUUUCAAGCAUGGGGCCAGGCCAAGGCAGAGUUGGCUGAGCAGAAAGUCCAGGCUGAGAAGGAGGCAAUUCUGGCCCAGGGCGGGGAUGCCUUCAAGCAUCUCUUCCAUCAACGCAAGCAACAGGAGUUAGAGGCCCAGCAGCGGGCCUUUGAGGAGGAGCAGAAGCUUAGAAAGCAGGAGAUCGUAAGUCGGAUUCUGAAAGAGGAGGCCGAGGAGGAAACCAGGAGGAAGAAACAGCACCGCCCUGCCAAAAUCAGGGACCGGAGGACUUCAAGAGACAAGACCUGGAGCUACAUCUCCGACCUCUGCGAGGGGAAGACCGCAGUAACUGCCAGCUUCCCGCCGGAGAACGACCUCACUGCAGACCCAGAACCCACUUCGUUAGCACAGGUCGUCUCCAGCGAUUCCGUCCAUGGGAACUUGGCGCCCAGCACCAACCCAGAUGAGGAGACACUGGCUGAGCCAGAAAUCUCCGGGCUUUGGAAUGAAGACCAUAAGCUGUACCAGGUGCCCAAGGAGGAAGUGGAUCAGAAGCCCGUGGGUGGGACGAAGAUGGACAAGGACAUCCUGGCCCGCACCAUGGAGCAGCUACGGAGUGGGGUGGUCCGCAAGCAGGUGGUGUCAGGGCAUGAGUUCAAAGGCCGCCCCUUCAACAGCAAGCCGGAGCUCAUCCACUUCAAGGACUUUGAUAUUGGCAAAGUAUACAAGAAGAAGAUCACGCUGAUAAAUGCCACCUACACAAUUAACUACUGCAAGCUGGUGGGCGUGGAGGAGCACCUCCGGGACUUUAUCCACAUUGAGUUCGACCCCCCUGGCCCCAUGUCAGCUGGGAUGUCCUGCGAAGUGCUUGUCACCUUCAAGCCCAUGAUAAAUAAAGAUCUAGAAGGAAAUGUCUCAUUUUUGGCUCAGACGGGAGGAUUUUCUGUUCCACUAAAAUGUUCAACGAAAAAAUGUUCUCUGUCCCUGGACCAGGAGCUCAUUGACUUUGGCAGCUAUGUGGUGGGUGAGACUGCAUCCCGGACCAUCACACUGACCAAUGCUGGGGGCUUGGGCACAAGAUUCAGGUGCCUCCCGGCCUCCGAGCUCUGCGAGUUGGAUGACUCCUGGUCCAUACUGAAAGUGAGCAGUCUCCUCACAUACGAAGAAAAGAGUAUUUAUGAAAAAAUCAUCACCGGUCUUUCCGAGCAACAGUUUGAGGGCGAUUCCUCCCCUGUGGAUGUGCAGAGCUGGAAGGAGUCAGGGAAGCCGGACAGCAAGGACCAGGAGGAAGCACGUCCUGGAGAACCAGAGAGAACAUCUGUACCUACUGCCCUGGCAAUGACUUCCAGCGAGGAGCAGACAGAGAUCGCAUUGGGGAAGAUAACAGAGGGAGAAAUUGGCCCCUUUAGCUCCAUCAAAGUGCCUGUUAUCUUCACUCCAGUCAUCCCAGGAGAGAUCCAAACCAAGUUCAAGGUCAUGUUUAAGAACCCGCAGUGCCCCACAUUAUAUUUCAGAGUCGUUGGCGUUGCUAUUGACGUGCCAGUCUGGGUGCCCAAGCCCCACGUGGAUCUGAAAAUCUGCAUGUAUGACCGGCUAUACCAGGACUCCAUCACCGUCCACACUCGGUCUAAAGUGGCCCUGCGCCUGAAGUUCGACGUGUGCAAGGAGCUGAGGGGCCAUAUUGAGCUCCUGCCUGAGACAGGCUACAUUCAGGCCCUGUCCUCUUACUCUGUGCAGCUCAAAUUCCUGCCCCGAGUCUCCCUCCCAGAAGAUGCAGGGAAGUAUUUUGACAAGGAAAGCCGAGUUCUGGAGGCCCCGAUGACUAUAUGGGUGGCUGAUCAGAUCAAACCACUGGAGUUCACUGUCCACGCCAUUGUCACCACCUCGGACUUGGAGGUCAGCCCCUCAGAGGUGGACUUCGGCUACUGCACCGUCUACGAGGCCAUCAGGACGGAAAUCAGCCUCCACAACCACUCACUGCUGCCACAGGAGUUCGGCUUCGUGGGCGUGCCCAAGUUUGUGGACAUCCAGCCUAACGAUGGGUUUGGGACAAUCCUGCCCCUGGAAACUCUGCAUCUUGAUGUGAUCUUCCAGCCCCUCAAAGCCAAAGAAUACAGCUUCGAGUUGAUCUGCAAAUCCGAGAUUAACCGGUCCUUCAAGCUGUCUUGCCGAGCCGUGGGUGUCCACCCGCCCCUGGAGCUGUCCCACUACCAAAUCAAGUUUGCGGCCACUGCCUUAUAUGGCACCUCUGUGGCCACACUGUACGUCAUCAACUCUCACCUGAGCAUGAACUCGCUGACCCACUCUGUGCCCCGCAUUGGCUCGGGGGAUGCCGCCCCGGUGGGGCCAACAUCUUUCGAGUUUCUGCUACCCCCAGACUCUCCCAUCACCAUCUCACCCUCAGUGGGGACCGUGUUACCAGGAAAGCGGUCCCUGGUCCAGGUGGCCUUCCGGCCUGUGCUGCCUGACAAACUGAUCCGCCAGGAAGCCUUUCAGGCCCUGAACAAAGAAACUGAGACCAAACCGUCCCGAAAGGACACAGCCGCCUUGAGGAGGGAACUGCGGAAACUGUCCCUCUCAGCAGUUCGAUUACAGGGCCGGGAUCGGCCAUUCCGGGUCUCCACCCCCAACACCCUGGAGCUGCAGAAGGAGAAUCUCAAAACCAGCUCCGAAGAGUACCAGGCUGCCCAAGCUGCCCUGGUCAGAGCUUUCCAGGGGAAGUUUGACAAGUUCGUGGUCCCCUGUGUUGUCGCCAGUGGUGACAUCAAAGACAGGAAGGGACUGGAACCCAUGAGCUUCAGCCCUCACAACACCCUGUUUUUGGAGUUGUGGUGUCCGGCAGUGGCCCCGUCUAUCGUGGUGACAUCCGACAAAGGCAAGACCGCCUUUAACUUCGGUGACGUUGCUGUAGGACACCAUGGCAUAAAGAAGGUCUCCAUCCAGAACAUCUCCCCAGAGGACCUUGCCGUGGAGUUCUCAGUGCUGAACCCUAAUGGCCCCUUCCUCCUGCUGAACCCCUCCAGCCAGCUGCAUACGGGCGAGACACAGGUCCUGGUGCUGUCCUUCUCCCCCCGCGAGAGCACCCUGGCUCAAGAAUCACUGGACAUCAUCACCAAGAGAGGCACGCUCACGCUCACCCUCACGGGCACUGGCGUGGCAUCCACCAUCACGUGCUCCAUUGAAGGGGACGUCCUCAACAUGGGCUAUGUGAUCGCCAGGGAGUCUGUCUCCGUGAGCUUCAAGCUGCAGAACAACUCCUCGCUCCCCAUCAAGUUCUCCAUGCAGCUGGACAGCUUGUCCAGCAAGAGGGUCGAGGACCAGCAGCAGCUGCCAACGUUCCUGGCCUCCCCGGCCCAGAGGACGGAUGUUGUGGGUACUCAGAACCACAACGGCCAGAGCGUGUUCAGUGUGGUGCCAGUGGAAGGUGUUAUGGACCCUGGAAAGGUGCAAGACUUCACCGUGACUUUCAGCCCGGACCACGAGAGCCUGUACUACUCUGACCAGCUCAGGGUGGUGCUCUUCAAAAAGAAACUCUCCCAGCAGAUCCUCCUGAAGGGCGCAGCCCGGGAGCACAUGAUGUUUGUGGAAGGCGGAGACCCCCUGGACGUGCCUGUGGAGUCUCUGACCACGAUCCCUGUGUUGGACCCGGAGCACAGAGAGGAAGCCGAGGAGCUGAAACCUAUCCUGGUGACCCUGGAAUAUGUCCAGUUUGACAAGGACACCCCAUCCCCACCCGCCACCCGAGAGCUACAGGUGGGCUGUAUCCGGACCACCCAGCUGUCUCCAAAGAAGACUGUCGAGUUCAGCCUGGACAGCAUCACAUCUCUGCAGCACAAGGGCUUCUCCAUCGAGCCGUCCAAGGGCUUUGUGGAGCGCGGCCAGACCAAAACCAUCAGCAUCUCCUGGCUGCCACCCUCUGACUUUGACCCGGACCACCCACUCAUGGUGUCAGCCCUGCUGCAGCUCAGGGGGGAUGUAAAGGAGACCUACAAAGUCAUCUUUGUAGCCCAGGUGGUGACCAGCUCCUGAGGCCAUAAGAGCCUCUCCACAGAGCCCCCACAGACUGUGAGGCAGGCCAAACCCAGGCCUGGGACCUGGGCAUCUCCUGCAGGGCAGGUCCAAGUGGAUAGCCUCUCACCCACAGCCACUUCCUACUACCCUGGAGUCAGCAAGCCCAGGGUGCAAGGGCAACUCCCCUCCUGAAUCCCACUCUCAAAACCGGCAAUAAAGCUAACUAGCCUUCCCCAGCAGAAUGAGUAGCAAGCAUCCCAGCCCACUGCCUGCACAUCGCCUGAGCGCCUCAGAGCCCCCGACCCUAGCACCUGCUCAGCCUUUAGAAGUCCUGCAGAGAACCUCCCCCGCAGCCCUGUCAAACUCCAAGCCCGCAGUAGAUGGCUGCAAGUUAUUCACCAGGGCAAGGACAGCGUGAGAAGUGGAGACAGAGCCUUGGGGGAGCCUCCCCCUCUGCACACACGUCCACCAAUCCAUGAAACAACAAACUGCCUGGCAAGGGCCUCCCAACGAGUGUGGUAGUCUCACCAGAGACCUAUGGGGAGUCCAUUCUGGCCCAAAGCCUGGAACACUGGGUGGUGCAGGCAACUCAAGGUGCUAGGGGUACCAGGCCAGAGCUGAGACUGACCCAGACUCAGAGGCCCAGGUAAGAGGGAGAGCCACAGGGGGCUCCAGUCCCUCCAAAGUUCCAGGACUCCUGAUGACCCCAGGCAGGUGUAAACAAAGGUUUGGCACCCAUCUCACUAUACCCUCCCCUCAGAGCCCGACUGGGGUCCAGGGUGAGGCCUAGCUCCUGGUUUGGGGCUUCCACUUGUCUGAGAUAAGUGUGGGCUCAGCAUUCUGGGCCCUGACUGAAGACCCCUCCCAGUCCAUGAGUUGCUCCUGUGAACUCAGACUGGUUCUGGUGCCCCCACCCACCCUUCCACCUGCUUCUGCCCUUGGGAGUGUGGCUUGUUGGACGCUAUCCCCACAGAGCACAGCCAGCCUGGCCCUCUGUCACAGCAUAGCACGCACACACACCCUGCCACAGCCUGGGGCCAGUUACCAGGAGAGCCCUCCCUAGCGCAGAAGGAGUGCAGAGGUGGUGCAUCUGUGUACUUUCCUGGGCAUAGGCCUCAGGGACACCAGUAUUGAGCUUCCUCCUCUCACCCCAGCCCCCAGUGCCUUGGGUGCCUGGAAAUCUGUCAU
This is a messenger RNA of Tupaia belangeri chinensis (Chinese tree shrew), 6626 nucleotides long. It is a transcript of the gene CFAP74, whose product is annotated as cilia and flagella associated protein 74. NCBI's taxonomy places the organism in Eukaryota, Metazoa, Chordata, Mammalia, Scandentia, Tupaiidae. The transcript is spliced from 40 exons. The record is from RefSeq and is a predicted model, not a curated record. Bases 549 to 5456 code for a protein of 1635 amino acids.